Molecule: messenger RNA, 699 nt
Organism: Drosophila montana
Lineage: Eukaryota; Metazoa; Arthropoda; Insecta; Diptera; Drosophilidae
Exons: 2
Coding region: 156-416 (86 amino acids)
Source: RefSeq, a predicted model, not a curated record
ACUUAGUAUUCUAUUUGUUUCGGCUUUACUUUUCAAAGCAGCAUUUUUCACAGCUGACGUAAGCAAUUCCAAAAUUUUUAUUUUAUUACCCAAAAAUACCCAUAACCCAAAAAAUAAAAAAUAAAACCAUUCAUGCUGGUGACCUGCAGCUAAACAUGGCUCCCAGCAUAUUCUUUGUUCUGUUCUGGCGCAUCGGGGUCCAUCUGCUUUAUCCCUAUAGAUAUACGAAUCGCUCAAUUCAGGAUGCGCUUGGCGAUGACUAUAUACUGUGGGUCUCCAGCGAUCGAUUGCAAAACGAACAAUUGAUCAUGAUGCUGCUGCGUCAGUCGAUCGAAAACUUUCUGAUAUUCAUAUUGAUUAUGGAGAUUAUGCGCUCGAUUCACGAAGGACGCGAGCUGCCCUUUUUGUUGCAAUGAGGGAUCUGUGUAUGCAAAAGCAGGAUUUGCUAACACUAUGAUAUAUACACAUAUAUAUAUAUAUAUAUUUUUUUUUUUUGUAUAUUUUUGACAACUCAUUGCCUGUCUAUCAAAAGUAAACACGCCUCGAGUGUGGGGCACACAGCAUUUUUUGUCUUGGGAUAGGUCCGAGGCCGAUGUCCCAUUGCCGCCGCUGUCGCCGUUGUCGUUGCAGUCGCGCGUGUAAUCAGUAAAUUUUAUUUUUAAAAAUGUUAUUAAACAAUAUUUGCUUUAGCAAAAGUCA